This is a messenger RNA of Hippocampus comes (tiger tail seahorse), 2823 nucleotides long. RefSeq names its product matrix metallopeptidase 16b (membrane-inserted) (gene mmp16b). The record is from RefSeq and is a predicted model, not a curated record. NCBI's taxonomy places the organism in Eukaryota, Metazoa, Chordata, Actinopteri, Syngnathiformes, Syngnathidae. Gene Ontology annotation, molecular function: metalloendopeptidase activity; zinc ion binding. Gene Ontology annotation, biological process: collagen catabolic process; extracellular matrix organization; skeletal system development. Bases 146 to 2185 code for a protein of 679 amino acids. The transcript is spliced from 10 exons. Gene Ontology annotation, cellular component: extracellular matrix; plasma membrane.
GGGGAGGAGGUGGAGGAGGCGGCCAGUCUUGCGCAGACUGCCUGCCUACAGCCCCAGUGAUGCUGCUGAUGCUGCCGCAGCUGCUGCUGCUGCUGCUGCCUAAAUGGAGCCCGUGAUGUAAAUACAAGGAUGGCGAGGGCAGCGGAUGGAACACGCCGCCUCAUGUGUGCUUGACAUCGGACAGUUUCUUCUCGACGCGCCUUGCGGACGCUGCACGCUAUGCAUCCAUGUCUUUAGCUUGACGCAAAAAAACGCCAAAGCGAAACGCGGGACGCUUCUCCCUGAAAAGCAGGACAACAACAACAAUAAAAGAGACUCGGGAUUAAAGAGGGUCAUUAUGACCUUAGACGCCUCCAGUGCAAGGAAACCAUCGGAUUGCGUUCAGGCGGCCGCGUUGUGCUUGCAUCUCAUGCUUUGGAUUGCGUGUGCAGUGUCCGGAGAGGAGCACCAGCACUUCAACGUCGAGGGAUGGCUACAGAGGUAUGGCUACCUUCCCCGCACAGAACCCAAAAUGUCCGUCUUGCGCUCAGCCCAAACCGUGCACUCGGCCAUCGCCGCCAUGCAGCGUGCCUAUGGCCUCAAUGUCACCGGGACACUGGAUGAGAGAACCAAGGAUUGGAUGCAGAAGCCCCGCUGCGGCGUUCCAGACACGCUCAAAAGUGCUUCGAGGUCACGGAGGCGGAGAUAUGCGCUGACAGGACAGAAGUGGCAGCGUACGCACAUCACCUACAGUAUAAAAAAUGUCACACCAAAGGUGGGGGCCCGUGAGACCCACGACGCCAUCCGCCGGGCAUUCGACGUGUGGCAGGGCGUGACGCCGCUGCGCUUCGAGGCCGUCCCUUACAGUGCCCUGGAGACGGGCCGGCGUGAUGUGGACAUCACCAUCAUCUUCGCCUCGGGUUUCCACGGUGACAGCUCACCUUUCGACGGGGAGGGCGGCUUCCUCGCCCACGCCUACUUUCCUGGGCCCGGCAUAGGUGGCGACACCCACUUUGACUCAGAUGAGCCUUGGACCCUGGGGAACCCCAACCAUGAUGGGAACGACCUCUUCUUGGUCGCUGUUCACGAGCUGGGCCACGCCCUCGGCCUGGAACACUCCAAUGAUCCCACUGCCAUCAUGGCUCCUUUCUACCAGUACAUGGAUACAGAGAACUUUAAACUACCUCACGACGACCUGCAGGGCAUCCAGAAGAUCUACGGUCCACCCGACAGAGCCCCGCAGCCGACCAGGCCUCCGCCCACGGCGCCCCCUCCUCGCUUCCACCUUCCUUCGGACCCCCGCAAGCACGACCGCCACGCCAGGCCCCACCGCCCUCCGCAGGGGGCCAAGCCAUCCAACCCCAACUCCAAGCCCAACAUCUGCGAUGGAGGCUUCAACACGCUGGCCAUCCUGCGGCAGGAACUUUUUGUCUUCAAGGACCAGUGGUUUUGGAGGGUGCGGGACAACUCGGUGGUCCCUGGAUACCCCAUGCAAAUCAACUACUUCUGGAAAGGCUUGCCUGCCAAAAUCGACGCCGUUUAUGAAAACAGCGAAGGAAAAUUUGUAUUUUUCAAAGGUAACCGCUUCUGGGUGUUCAAGGACACGACUCUGCAGCCGUCCUACCCGCAGGACAUCUCGCUGUUUGGCAGCGGCAUGCCCACGCAGAGCAUUGAGACGGCCGUGUGGUGGGAGGAUGUGGCCAAGACUUACUUCUUCAAAGGAGACAGGUACUGGCGCUACAAUGAAGAUAUGAGGACCAUGGAUCCAGGUUAUCCCAAGCCUAUCACCAUCUGGAAGGGCAUCCCCGAUUCUCCGCAGGGGGCUUUCGUGGACAAAGCCAACGGCUUCACCUACUUUUACAAGGGUAAGGAAUACUGGAAGUUCAACAACCAGCUGCUCCGCGUGGAGCCGGGCUACCCACGCUCCAUCCUGCGCGAUUUCAUGGGCUGCGACGGUCUCCCCCCGGAUCCCGACUGGGACUGGAGCCCGCCGGCAGCCGAGGAGCGCCACUACGACAGCGGCGACGCCGACGUGGUCAUCAAACUGGACGGUGCGGGCGGUACGGAGAAGGCGGUGGCCAUCGCCAUCCCGUGUGUCCUGGCGCUCUGCAUGAUGGUCCUGCUGUACACCGUGUUCCAGUUCCGCAGGAAGAGCACGCAGCGCCACAUACUGUACUGCAAGCGCUCCAUGCAGGAGUGGGUGUGAGGAAGGCCUGGGCUCGCCGAGCUCGGAUCGACAGGUUUCGAAAUCGCCGGCCGCGUAUUGCGAUGCCUGGCAGAACUGCACAAAAGGAGACUGAAGGCAGUGAGGGAGCCAUAUCUCUUAAGUCCUGUGUAUUUAUCUACUUGGACUCUUUUUCUCUAACAAACUCAACAGUGCGAGUGUGACUCAAGUUCCUGUAUGUAAGUGGACUUUUUUUUUUUUUUUGGUCUCUCCUGUCUGCACACUUGCUUGAAGAAACUUCCCGAGCACCAACCAAUUAGAUUUAAGCUUCAAAUUGACUUUUGUUCUCAAUGGAAUCACCCUGAGCUGUGCUUUUUUUUUUUUUUUUUUAAAUUGAAAUUGUAUGACGGAUAGACACACACACACACACACACACACACACACACACACACACACACACACACACACACACAGAUUGUGUGGACCUUUUCUUCCAAAGAGGAUGUUGGCUCAAGUUUUUUCCCUUACUUUUGGUAACACAUUCAGAUUUUUUUUCAGAAUAUGUGAAGAUGGCAGGCAGCUAUAAAGUGUGGUAAAAAUGAAACAACAAUAACACAACACAACUAACUAGCCAUUUUGAGGGUACGUCCUUCAUCCAAAAAACUGUGCCAUAACGGCCU